Molecule: messenger RNA, 1281 nt
Organism: Neohortaea acidophila
Lineage: Eukaryota; Fungi; Ascomycota; Dothideomycetes; Mycosphaerellales; Teratosphaeriaceae
Exons: 2
Coding region: 177-911 (244 amino acids)
Source: RefSeq, a predicted model, not a curated record
UGAGUAGGCCAGCGCGAUCUCGACUUAAGGUACCCUACAAUGCAACAGUAUUGUACGGCGGUUGCCGAUCGUCGCCCCGUUUCCUCGGCCCCAUCUACCUUGCUGGGCUUGCCAAGUUGCGCACCCGCGACGGGGAUAGGUUGCGCGACUAAGGUGUCUGGGUAGGUGCAUGGGACAUGCUGCCCUCCCCUUCCACGUUGUCCCUAGCAGCUCGGGCGGGUGCAGUCCAUCCGUGGAUGGCGACACGGGGGCCAGCCAUUUCAUCAGCCAUGCUGUUCUGUGCUGGGACUCCGCUACUCUUGUCCGGCGGUGGUGGGAUGCUAAUUGCAACGCCGUCGAUCGCCGCGCCACGGAUGGCCGAAAGCGGACGGCAACCGCCACACCACCCCCCUACACGCACUCCCCCAACGAGGCAAAGUGGGUGUCAGGAGGGGUUUGGCGCAACGCCUAGCCUCGAGCCGUGGCAGUCAAUUUCGGGGUGGAAUUGCUCCACCUCCCCAAUCACCUCGCCCCCGUCGCAGCGUGUUAUUUCCAGACAGCCCAGCCCUGCCGGACAUGCAUGGGCAGGGCCGCUUCCGCCACUAACGCGCGCCUCCCCACCAAUGGGAGCGCUGGGCGGGUGUGCUGCUUGCUCGAUCGUCGUCCACCAUCGCCAGCGCCUCCCGCGCCGUCCUCUUUCGUCCAACUCGACUCUACUCGCGACAGGAAACCUCUGUUCGGUGUCGUGUGUCUGCCUUUGCCCUUUGCUUGCCAACUCCCCUCCCACCUUUAACUCCCCUCCCUCCUCUGCAUACUUACUACCCCUCCUAUCCUAUCCCAAUCUUGGACGCGAGGCAUCAUUUACUGCCGCCAUCUACGCUACUACUUGGAUGCACGACAUGAGUCUGGUCUACCUUGUCGCCUUGUCAUAAGCAAUCCCCGCGCGCCCGUCCACUGCGAUGGACCUUCCUGGACACAUCUUGGAAGCCGUGCAGACCGCAUCGGACGCCAUCCAUCCUCCUGCUGUCCCGAGAAGAAUCCGACCCGCACACCAUCCCACUCGAGACGCCUCGCGAAAGCCGAGCUUGCCAACCCUGCGCACCGCCAGCUCAUCGGUGGAAGACAUCUCUUCCGAUCCCGACUCCGACCAGGAUCAUGGCUACCAAACCGACUUCACCUCGCAACCUUCCGAAGCCUGCCCGGACGAGCUGCAUGUGGAAGAGAUGGAAGAAUGGCGGGCUCGCGAGUAUCCGCAGUUGAAGGGAAAGACAUAUCUAGACCACGGAGGCGCUACAGUCCGUU